AUGCCUUCAAUUGUCAACUCAGGUGUUAGUAAAAUCAGCGAGGAGGUCACACCUUUUGGCGUGGAGAAUGAAAGCACUUCAUCUAUCGGAGACAACGGCGAGGAGAACAGCCAUCCGUUCAGUGAGGUUUCGGACGCGUAUACGAGCGCGAAAGAGGACAAGCAAGUUGACAACAACGAACUUGGACUGCGCGAUAUCUGGGAUCGGAACGCGACGGUGCCGGAGACGGUGCAGCAGUGCGUGCACGACAUGAUCGGAGAGACAAUGCGGCGGCAGCCAGACGCGCCGGCCAUGUGCGCGUGGGACGGCGAUUUUACUUAUGGGGAGCUGGACGAGCUCUCGAUGGGGCUGGCGCGGCACCUUGUCGGGGUGGGGGUGAAGAGAGGGGGCAUUGUGCCGCUGUGUUUUGAGAAGUCGAAGUGGACGACGGUUGCGAUUAUGGGAGUGAUGCGAGCGGGAGCGGCAUCAGUGCUACUGGACGCGACGCUGCCGGAGGAGCGGCUGAAGAGCAUCGCACGACAGACGACAGCGAACAUGAUUCUUACAUCGGAGACAUCGCGGGAUCUUGCCGGGCGGUUGGGCGAUAAGAGUGUUUUCGUUGUCAGCCCAGAUACUUUCUCAAAGCUGAAUAGGGCUGCUGCCGAACUGCCUACUGUACGGCCAUCGGACACUCUAUACGUGGUCUUCACGUCGGGCAGCACGGGCACACCGAAAGGCGCUAUUGUGUCCCACGGCAACAUUGCGAGUGCUUUCCACCAUCAGCAAUGCGCUCUGGGGAUGGAUUCUCACUCACGUGUCUACGACUUUGUUUCGUACGCGUUUGAUGUGGCAUGGUCGAACGUACUUCAUGUGCUCUAUGCUGGCGGAUGCAUUUGCGUUCCGCGAGAAAGCGAUCGCAAGGAAGAUGUCGAAGGAUCUAUGCGGAAACUAGCGGCCAACUAUGCGCAUAUCACGCCAUCGGUUGCGCGCCUACUCGACCCAAAGAAGAUUGAUGUAAUGCUGACAAUCAAUUUAAUCGGAGAAACAGUAGCAAAGACGGACAUGACGCAGUGGCAACGCAUGGCGAAGGUUUUAAUCACUUAUGGCCCUGCUGAGUGUACGAUCACGAGCACCAUCGGUUUCGGCAGGACAUGCGAUAGUGCCGGCGCACCAGCCAUUGGCACAGGACUUGGGCUCAAUACUUGGGUUGUCAGCCCGAGCGAGCACAACGUGCUCGUGCCAUUCGGCAGUACUGGAGAACUGCUACUAGAGGGACCGCUGAAGACGGCGGUGGCCUUCAUCGAGGACCCGGCGUGGCUGGUCCGCGGCGGGCCUGGCGUGUCGGGGCGAAAAGGCCGGCUGUAUAAGACGGGCGAUCUAGUGUACUACAACCCGGACGGGACGCUGCAGUUUGUAGGGCGCAAGGAUGCGCAGGUUAAGAUCAACGGGCAGCGGGUGGAGCUUAGGGAGAUUGAGCACCAAGUACAGCGUUGUCUUGCCGUUGAAGAAGGAGUAGAUAGGGGCCAGCCGAGCCCGGUGGUAGAGGCAGUGAUGCCGGCGGGCGGCUCGAAGAAGGUGCUCGCCGCCUUUGUCGUGGUCGAAGCUAAGGCCGAUCGCAAUGCGAUAGCCGCUAUUUGGCGACUGUGCGGCGGCAUAGAGGACAGGCUAGGCCGGUCUAUGCCAGCGUACAUGAUCCCGACGGCGUACAUUGCUAUCAAAGAAAUUCCUAUGACGGCGACGGGAAAGACGGACCGCCGGCGGCUGCGGGCGAUGGGCGAGGCGAUGACGCUGGAGCAGCUGGCAGCGACGAACCCGUCGCGCGCUAAGCGGCGGCGGGCACCGACGACGGAGAAGGAGAAGCUUUUGCAGAGGCUGUGGGCGCGGGUGCUGGGCAUCGACGCAGACAGCAUCGGUUUGGAUGACAGCUUCCUGUGGAUCGGUGGCGACUCAAUCGGGGCGAUGCGGCUAGUAGCGGCGGCACGGGAGGAGGGCUUGUCGCUGACAGUGGCGGACGUGUUCCGGCAGCCGACUCUGGUAGAUCUUGCUCCUGCCGCUUGCCAACUCGACAAUGGAGAUGUGGAAGACUUGGUUCCGCCCCUAUCGCUUCUUGGUGGGAAGUACAGGACGCAGGCGACGUACGAGAUUGUCGCACAGCUGUGCGGGAUCAAGGCGUCACAAGUGGAGGACGUGUUUCCCUGCACACCGAUGCAGGAGGGUCUGCUGGCGAUGACGGCGAGGAGAGAGGGUGACUACGUUUCGCGGCAGGAGUUUUUACUAAGACAAGAUGUGGAACCGGAGCGACUUGAGCAGGCCAUGCGGGCCACGAUUGCGACGAUGCCCAUUCUGCGCACGCGAGUUGUGGAUCUGCCUGGGCAAGGACUUGUCCAAGUUGUGACGACUACAGAAGCUGCUGUUGGGGAGGACGACGCGGGCGAAAUGAAACUAGGGGCACGUCUUCAAGCAUACCACAUUCAACGCGAAGCACAAGCCUGGCACGACGGUACAGAGGAGAAGAGCAGAUGGCUCUUCACCUGGACGCUACACCACGCGCUCUACGACGGGUGGUCAACGCCGAUACUGUACAAGGCAAUCUCAGAUGCUUACCACAAUGUACCGGUAGCGUUGGCGACACCGUUCCAGCGCUUUGUCAAGCACGUUGGCAGUGUCCAACGUGACGAUGUGAUGGCAUACUGGGAAAGCCAGCUAGCGGGCUCGGAGGCGGUUGUGUUCCCAGCAUUGCCAUUUACUUCGCAUCAGCCGCAGGCAGACGAAACUAUGGAUCAUGCAAUAACCGAUGUCCGAUGGCGCGACGACAAUAUAACGCCAUCUACGACUAUUCGAGCGGCAUGGGCGAUUGUGUCGGCGCAGUACACGAACAGCAGUGAGGCCGUGUUUGACCGCGGGGCGACUGUGGGCGAUCUACUACGGCAGGUGCAGGACCAGGCGACGGAGAUGGUGGCGUACGAGCAGACGGGCCUGCAGGCAAUCCGGAGGCCAGCAGAGGACAUGGCUGGGCAGGAUGAGGCAACAGAUUUGUUUGACUACAAUAUGGCUGCUGCUGAGGCUGACGAGGGCGGUGUUGGAGGGGCUGAUGCGUUCACAAAUUACGCGCUGUCGGUCAUCGCGACUCCAGGAGGCGAUGGAAUACAGAUCCGACUAAGCCACGACUCAAGCGUGAUCGGUGAAGAGCGGGUGUCUCGGCUCGCGUUGCAGCUGCAGCACAUUCUCACACAGUUGUGUGCCUCGGCAUCGACUGCGCUUGUCGCGUCCGUGCUCGAUGCCGUGAGCGACACGGACAUGGACGACAUCUGGAGGUGGAACGCGGCGGUGCCGAGGACAGUGGACCGGUGCGUGCACAACAUGAUCGGGGAGACAAUGCGACGACAGCCAGACGCGCCGGCCGUGUGCGCGUGGGACGGCGAUUUUACUUAUGGGGAGCUGGACGAUCUGUCAAUGCGGCUGGCGCGGCACCUUGUCGGGCUCGGUGUAAAGAGGGGGGACAUUUUGCCGCUGUGUUUUGAGAAGUCGAAGUGGACGACAGUUGCGAUUAUGGGAGUGAUGCGAGCGGGAGCGGCAUCGGUGCUCCUGGACGCGACGUUGGCGGAGGAGCGGUUGCGGACGAUCGUGCGGCAGGUGUCGGCGACGACGAUGCUGUCGACAGCAGCCAGAGCCCCGCUUGCAGGCCGGCUGAAGGCGGAGGCGGCCAUCGUACUCGUCGAUACAGUUUCGCCACUGCUCGCGGCCUGUCGAGAUGAAGUUGCAUCCGCAGCGCAGCUGCCCGACAUAAGCCCAUUCGAUCGACUCUAUGUUGUCUACACAUCUGGCAGUUCGGGGAAGCCUAAAGGAGUUGUCAUCUCCCACGCCAACGUCUGCAGUGCUCUUUGGCACCAGCGAGAUGAGUUGCGCUUUACUGCCUCGUCUCGAGUCUUCGACGCUGCUUCUUACGCAUUCGAUGCCGCAUGGGGCAUACUGUGCUUUACUUUGUUCGCAGGUGGCUGUCUCUGUGUGCCUAGCGAAGAUGAUUGGCGUAACGAUGCAACAACGUCUAUGAUUAGUCUUCGAGUCUCGUAUGCUGACAUCACACCGUCCUUUGCGGAUACAAUUCGAGUUGAUGACAUUUGCAGCCUACAACACGGAGUGUUCAGUGGAGAAGCCCUGAAUAUUGAUACCAUUGAGCGAUGGAAAUCACUGAGGUGCUUGCUCAACGUGUAUGGGCCAGCGGAGUGUACGAUCAUCGCAACAAUAAUGCUUAUGAACCCAAAUUCGACCAGUUUGCCGUCUAUCGGCCGGGGUAUAGGUCAAAACACCUGGAUUGUAAAGGCUGUCGAUCAUGAAUGUCUUUUGCCCGUGGGUUGCGUUGGGGAGCUGCUGCUCGAAGGGCAGUUGGUCGGUCAGGGAUACCUCAACGACCCGGAGAAGACGGCGGCGGCCUUCAUCGAGGACCCGGCGUGGCUAGUCCGCGGCGGGCCUAGCGUGUCAGGGCGAAAAGGCCGGCUGUAUAAGACGGGCGAUCUAGUGUACUACAACCCGGACGGGACGCUGCAGUUUGUAGGGCGCAAGGAUGCGCAGGUUAAGAUCAACAGGCAGCGGGUGGAACUUGGGGAAAUUAAGCAUCAUGUGCUGCGUUAUCUUGCUAUUAAAGAAGGAGCGGGUAGUGAAGCGGAUAUGGGCCGACUAAGCAUAGUAGUAGAGGCGGUGAUGCCGGCGGGCGGCAAUAAGAAGGUACUCACUGCAUUUAUCGCGUUCGAAGGCGAGGCCGAUAGUAAUGCGAUAGCCGCUAUUUGGCGACUGUGCGGCGGCAUAGAGGACAGGCUAGGCCGGUCUGUGCCGGCGUAUAUAAUCCCGACGGCGUAUAUUACUAUCGAUGAAAUUCCUAUAACGGCGACAGGCAAGAAGGACCGCCGGCGGCUGCGGGCGAUAGGCGAGGCGAUGACGCUGCAGCAGCUGGCGGCAAUGAACCCGUCGCGGGUUUCGCGUCGGGCGCCGACGACGGAGAAGGAGAAGCAUAUACAGAGGCUGUGGGCGCGGGUGCUGGGCAUCGACGCGAACAGUAUCGGUUUAGACGACAGCUUCCUGCGGAUCUCCGGCGACUCGAUCGGAGCGAUGCGGCUGGUAGCGGCGGCGCGGGAAGAGGGCUUGUCGUUGACAGUGGCGGAGGUGUUUCGGCAGCCGACGCUGGAGGACCUCGCUCGCAAUAUUCCCCACGGCGACUAUACUUCUUUUCACUCUUAUACCCCGCUGUCCAUGGUUUCAGCCUCCUUUGACCGAGACGCUUUGCUCUCGGCGGCACAAUCUGUCGUUCAGAAACUGCAUGGCUCCGCUGAUGCUUUUAUAGAGGAUGUGUUUCCUGUCACUGACUUUCAGGAAUACUGUCUGAAGCAGCCUACGAGCCGGUGUUAUCAUUUUUAUGCGGAUAUUCCUUUCGGUUUCGACACUCAGUACUUAGUUGCUCUCUUUACGGCAGUAUUUCAGUCUAUCGACUGUUUGCGCUCUGUCUUUCUUCACUACAGAGACCUAUAUUUCCAGGCCGUCUUGCAGGGCCUCCUCGCACCUAUCACGGUGGUAAAUGCUGAGGGGGACGAUAUUAAUGGAGCUUGUGAUGAAGUUGCCUUGAAGAGUCACCAUACCGUAACCGACCUUGGUGGCUUCUUCACGCAUUUUUUCAUCAUUCAAGGAGAUGAGCUGACGAGACUGGUUCUGCGUGUUUCGCAUGCGCAGUAUGAUGGUGUCAGUCUCCAAUUGCUCGCAAGCAAACUCGAUGAAGCAUUCCGCCACGGCACAAAUCAAGUGCAGCCACAGCCUGCCUUUUCAUCUUGCUUGUAUCAAGGUUCCCUUGUCAAAGACGAAGCUUUGCGGUACUGGCGUAACAUGCUUUUGCAAUCCCGUCCCACAAAGUUUUCGCGCGUGGGCUCAAGUAAGCUUGAACAAACAUACACCUCGCGACAUGCACUGGCUUCUCGCAGGAUUCCGGCGCCGUGCUGCCCAGUUGGUGUGACCGCUGUAUCAUUGUUCACGACGGCCUGCGCCUACGCAUUCAGUCACAUCUCGGCCAGUCACGAUAUUGUCUUCGGUCUACUCGUCACGGGCAGAUCAACUUUGCACCCGUCGUUGCAUGACGUCUAUGGUCCUUGUGUCAACAUUAUUCCAGUCAGGUAUCAAGCCUCUCAAAGCCAUGAUUUCGCUGCUACUUGUCGUCAAAUACAAGCGCAAUGCACGGAAAGCCGUUCACACGAAAUGGCGCAAUUUAGGGAUAUCGCGCAAAUGUGCACCACUUCGGAUGACCCCUGGAAGUUCGGCGCCAUGAUACAAUUUCAAGACGUCAAGGAGACAUCGUGGAUCACAACACGGCCCUCAUCGUUGUGUUUCAAAUCGGUGAAUGUUACCACGGUUCAAGAAGAGUAUUUAUUUAGUGACACACUAUAUGUCUUUGCAGAGCCAUUUGAAGGGUACUGGAAUGUUUGUGUGAGCGGAGACGGGAGGUGUUAUGAUGAUUCUUUUGUUCAAUCUGCACUGGAGUCUAUUAUUCAGGCCUUACGUUAA
Molecule: messenger RNA, 6519 nt
Organism: Beauveria bassiana ARSEF 2860
Lineage: Eukaryota; Fungi; Ascomycota; Sordariomycetes; Hypocreales; Cordycipitaceae
Product: nonribosomal peptide synthase
Exons: 4
Coding region: 1-6519 (2172 amino acids)
Biological process (GO): amino acid activation for nonribosomal peptide biosynthetic process; secondary metabolite biosynthetic process
Cellular component (GO): cytoplasm
Molecular function (GO): catalytic activity; phosphopantetheine binding
Source: RefSeq, a predicted model, not a curated record